Messenger RNA from Lytechinus pictus (painted urchin), 3187 nucleotides. RefSeq lists its product as uncharacterized. Lineage: Eukaryota; Metazoa; Echinodermata; Echinoidea; Temnopleuroida; Toxopneustidae. The record is from RefSeq and is a predicted model, not a curated record. The transcript has 7 exons. The coding region runs from base 292 to 1482 and encodes 396 amino acids.
GCUCUUUGAAUGCCUGUAUUCUGCAGCGCAAGCAAGACAUCACCCUCUUUUUGUUAACUUUGGAGGACUUUUAAUACCCCAAAUAGCGAUAUUAAGUUUGAUGUUUCCCUGCCGCUCCUUCGAAAAGUUGACAAGAUUUUACAGAGAGAUAUCAUCUUGAAGAUAAGUCAUUAUUCUUUGAUUCUUGAAGUGCUACACACAUGCAACCAAGGCUCUAAGAAAUUUCACUCUGAACGUGGAGCGAGGCUAAAGAAACCACCGACCAGAAGUAGGUCCAAGCUACAUCUUCCAAUGAAAGCAAAUGAAGGGUUUUCAUCACUGACGGAUUAUCAAACCGGUACUCAAAAUCUUACCUUUAAAAUCAGAGAUCACUUCUCAGAGGUGAUUGGAAAGGUGACUGAAUAUCUGGGACAAAGUGAUGACCAAAGUAAGCCAGAAAUCUGGGCAUCGUAUGAAGCCCUGUUCUUCUCUUCAACAAUACCAGAUAUUGAAAAGUUUUAUGUGCUCGCGUAUGAUGGUGAAGCCAAGCUACUGCAGAUGCUCCUUCCUACGGCCGAUCCGAGGAACAUGAAACUGAGAGGUGAAUGGGUCAUUGAUAUCCUUGAUCCUGCAAAGACCUCUACACCAGGAACUGCAGAAAAGGGUACUCAAACCGAUCCAACAUCUUCAGAUGAAGACGAUUCCAGUGUGUCAGGUAAAGACUGGACCUCGAUACCAAGCCACGUGUUCGAUAGGCAGAAUUUCUACGGACAGAUAAAGUCAGGGAAAGAUCUGGAUACGGACUGGUCGAAACAUGAUCAAGAUGAACGCGGUAACCAGGUAUCCAAGAGGGGUACAGAUGCCGAUACCUUAGUGGAACAUCAACUUGAAUGUGUAGGUAGUGCCUCACAUGCAUCUCUGGCUUCGAAUCUGGUUGAGGAGAUGGAAAACCUCUAUCCAUUCCUGCGUGAUGUGACUCUUGGUUCGGUGGGUCUAAGCAAUCUUCCUGCCAUUACUCCAAAACCCCAUAUCGACCAACCCGUACAGAAGUCCAGAGCCAAGUCUGGGAAAGGGCGUCCCUCUACUAGUUCCAAGCCUCAGAAGAAUCACAAUAAGAUUGUCUCACAAGGACCCAUUAGUUUUGAAGACAUGUUCAGCCGGGCAUAUGGGUGUUUAAGGAUGGUCUUGCAAGAAAGGUUUCCUUUGGUAAAGCUCCGAUGGUUGGUCAUGUGUCUUCAGGCUCUUUCUGACUCAGUCAAAGAACAGGUCUCAAGUAAAUUGUCUGGUGAAAAUCGUUCAAUUGGCACAGACGAUCUGCUACCAUCCCUCAUAUUCUUCCUCAUAAAGGGAGACCCAGGACAGGUUACAGCCUUAUACCCACAGCUCAAAUUCCUCGAAGACUAUCUCCCCGACAUCGUUGCAAGUGGCAUCAUCGGUUUCACUGUAGCUCAAUUCAGCACAGCAUUUGCGUUCAUUAUUCAGACAGAUGAUGGCGAAUCCUAAGCAUGAUAUUUUAUACAUGUAUUGAUUCGAUUUACUACAUAUACAGUCAAAUACUAAAGGGAGACGGGACAGAUUGUUUUCACAUUCAUACAUGUUGUCCUACUGAAAAUUAAUCUUUAUUGAAAAUCAGUUGCUAUAUAGUUAUGGCAGAUUAAGUUAUUCAUGAUAUCGAAAGGGAAGCGUGCUGUCCGGAGGCCCGUAAGCAUGGAAGUCGUCAGUGGAGUAAUAUUUGGAUACUUAUACAUUUUAUAAAAUAGAAUGUUAAUAUUAGUUUUGCGGUGAUCUCAUAUUAUAGUCUAAUGAAAUAUGAAUGAAUGGAGGAGUUCUGUAAAUUGUUCCUUCAUGUAACUAAUGUUGGGGUACGGAUGCUGCAAAUUCGCAACAUCGUAUAUUGAUUACAAUUGAUUGACUUUUUAUGUCCAUCCAAGCUGAUGGAUAAUAAUGCAGCGUUGACAGCUUGUUUGUAUAUCGUGUACUGGAUCCUGUUUCAUAGAGUCUUUUUUAUUUACAACAAAUACAUCAUUUCUAUUACAUGCUUAAUAUAAGCCAAUCAAAAUGUUCUCAGUAGUAUUAAACUGUUAUGGUAACAAGAUUUAUGAAACGAUAACCUGAUAAUCAAGAUGACCAAGAUGCAAAGUGAUUUCAAUCUGGUCUUUUGAAUGUGGAGGCCUAUCGAUAUGUAUCAAUAAAUAGAUAGAUAAAUAACUGAACACAUAAAAAGAUUUAGUUUGGCCUAUUUCAUCAAAUUGGAUGAAAACUUAAUAAACAAAACAGCUGUAAUGCAAAUGAGAGCCGAUAGUGUCACUACUCACUAUUUCUUUUGUAUUUAAUUAUAAUUAGGCCUAGAUAUAGGACAAUGCACAAAUGUAAAGAUUUUGAUCAGGAGCUGCGAAACUGCCUUGAAAGUGUGUUAGGUUGUCUGUGUGUGUAUUCAGUAAAUGCAAUGAGCCAAGCAUUUUGAAGGAUACAGAACAUAUGUCAUUUCAGGUUAAAAAAAGUUUCUUGAGAGCGAGCGAAGUGAGUGAGCAAUCAAUUGGCCAUUUUAAAAUAUAAAAAAUAUCAGUUUGUGACAGAUUCUGACAGAGAAUGCCCGAAUAAUUUUGAAUAAGGACUAUCUUACUCCCAAACAUGGAUUGUUGUCUACACUCAAAUGGCAAACAAUGGAGGAACGUAUUAAGUAUCAAUUUUGUGUUCUUGUUUUCAAAAUACAAAACGAUUUAGCCCCAGCCAAUUUGGAACCACUUAUCUGCAAACGUAAUGUAACUUAUAAAACACGAUAUUCUGAACCAUGUCCCCUUCAAAUACCCUGCCCUAGGACAGAUUAUAAAAGAAAAUCUUUUGAAUAUGUUGCUGCCGUCGUAUUUAAUAUCUCCCUUGCAAAAAUGCACGUCCCUCCAUGCAUUCGAAAAACACUGUCAUUAAAAUUACAUGUAAUUACACUGAAUAACUUGAUGUAAAUGUGAUGAUUCCAUGAAUAAUUGUUGAUUUCACUCUAUAUGUAUAUGAUGUGUUCUGUUUUUACUUUAUUAUAUGUUGCAUACAUUGAAUUGCUAUGAUGUUGAGUUAUUUGUUAAACUACAGGGCGCCUUUGGAAAGCAGUUUUGCAUAACUGAACAGGCCUACCCUGCAGUAUAAAAUAAAUAAAACCAAUAAAUAAAUAAAUACAUAGAUAAAUGAAUAAACAAAUAAAUUGCAAGAGAAUUGC